AUGAGAACUUAUGAAUCGGAACCAGAGCUCGGAAGCGAUGAACAAUCAGAGUUGUCUCGUGAAGAUUCGUACCCUCCCUUGGAUACUAAUAUUUAUGAAGCACAAGUCCUGAACAUGCAUAACCAGAUUGAAAUUGAAGUUGAAAGUCCAAUUUCUAAUGCCAAUGCACAACAUUUUAAUGAUCAUCGAAGAAAUGUAAAGAGUUUACACAAAGCUGUUCUAAGAGGUGAUUGGAAGGCUGCUAAAACUGCUCUGAGUUUGGACAAAAAUAUAGCUCGUAUUGAGAUAACAGAAAGAGGAGAUAGGGCUCUUCACAUAGCUGCUGCCGCCAAGCAAACAGCGUUUGUCCAAAAUCUAGUUGAACACUUGAAUACAAGUGACCUGGAACUGCAGAAUAGACAUGGAAAUACAGCUUUCUGUAUUGCAGCUGCAUCAGGGGUUGUAGAAAUUGCCAAGGUCAUGUACGAAAAAAAUAAGAAUUUGCCAUCAAUUCGAAGUAGCAUAGGAAAGAUCCCACUUGAAAUGGCAAUUGUGUUCGGAAACAGAGAAAUGGUUGAAUAUCUUUACCCAAUUACACCUCUUGAAGUUCUCAAUGCCGAGGAAAAUAAGGAUAUUCUUAAAGCACUUGUCCACAUUGACAUGUAUGAUAUCGCUUUGGAAAUAUUAAACAGUUCAAGAAUAGAUAUUUCAACAACAAACGUAGGAAGGGCUUUACAGGCUUUAGCUCGAAAACCUCUACGAGGUCAUGGAUUUCGAGGACAUUGGAUGUGGGAAAGACUUGUUAGAACCUUUGCUUAUAUUCCAUGGAAUGUUGAGUUUCUGACUCUACUUACUGACUCAUAUCCUGAUCUUUUUUGGGAAGUCAACAAAGAGUAUCACUCCAUAUUUCAUGUUGCUCUUAUUAACCGACAAGAGAAAGUGUUCAAUCUCAUCUACCAGAUAGGAGCUGUUAGGAAUUUAAUUACACUCUAUAAAGAUCAAGAAGGAAACAACAUUUUGCACUUGGCUGGGAAAUUAGCACCUCCGAGCAGACUCAAAAUUGUAUCUGGAGCAGCUCUUCAAAUGCAAAGAGAGCUACAAUGGUUUAAGGAGGUGGAGAAAAUUGUACCAUCUUCAUUCCUCCAUAUGAAAAACAAAGACAAGUUAACACCAAGGGAGCUAUUUUCAAAGGAGCACGAGGCUUUAAGGAAAGAAGGUGAGGAGUGGAUGAAAAGGACAGUAUCUUUUUGCUUGGUCGUGGCAACUUUAAUUGCCACAGUCGCGUUUGAUGCAGGCCUAGCUAUAUUUGUUGGGAAUAACCAAGAAUCAGGCACUUCUAUUUUAUUGAAAGAUAGGCAGUUCAAAAUUUUUGUUAUAUAUAAUGCGCUGGCAAUGUUCAGCUCGACAACCUCCAUAAUGAUAUACUUGUCUAUCUUAAUUUCACCCUUUGUAGAAGAUGAUUUUCAACGUUCAUUAACGACAAAGUUGGUGUUUGGACUAAGUUCAGUCUUAGCUUCACUUGGUUGCAUGGUCGUGACAUUUAGUGCAACCGUCUUCUCGGUCUACAACAAGGAAAAUCAGUGGCCCUUGCAAGGACUUGUUUUUGGUAUUGCUUUGCUUACAAGCAUUAUAUAUACAAUGAUAUAUUAUAAGUUAUGGAAUACCAGAGUCUUCUCGACUGGCUGGCCGGCUUAG
Molecule: messenger RNA, 1674 nt
Organism: Fraxinus pennsylvanica
Lineage: Eukaryota; Viridiplantae; Streptophyta; Magnoliopsida; Lamiales; Oleaceae
Source: the annotation of a GenBank genome assembly